Messenger RNA from Aspergillus steynii IBT 23096, 345 nucleotides. RefSeq lists its product as uncharacterized. NCBI's taxonomy places the organism in Eukaryota, Fungi, Ascomycota, Eurotiomycetes, Eurotiales, Aspergillaceae. The transcript is spliced from 2 exons. Bases 1 to 345 code for a protein of 114 amino acids. The record is from RefSeq and is a predicted model, not a curated record.
AUGGCCUGGUACUCUAUCCUUCCGCCGGAAUUGAUCUACGUCGAGAGCUGGGCUGCGCGCUUCUUUGUCAUUCUCGGGAUAAUCACCAUCUUUCCCUGGGCGGUUCUUCUCCUCUUCGACGUGAGUCUGUAUUUGUGGCGGACAGUGGGAUAUGAAUUCCCCGUGGUGGGAGGUCGCGCGCGAGGGAUGCAACGACCUCGCGCACCCAGCUUGAACGAGAGGCCCGACGGCCAACGACGAGCCUUCGGUCUGGCAGGAUAUGAAGACAUCAGCACGGCGACGAAACUAGAUGCUGCGGAGAGGCCGGUGAAGCGGAGGACUCCGACCGAUAGAACGGAGGGUUAA